Molecule: messenger RNA, 2454 nt
Organism: Balaenoptera ricei (Rice's whale)
Lineage: Eukaryota; Metazoa; Chordata; Mammalia; Artiodactyla; Balaenopteridae
Gene: EBF2
Product: EBF transcription factor 2
Exons: 17
Coding region: 385-2112 (575 amino acids)
Biological process (GO): regulation of transcription by RNA polymerase II
Molecular function (GO): RNA polymerase II cis-regulatory region sequence-specific DNA binding; DNA-binding transcription factor activity, RNA polymerase II-specific
Source: RefSeq, a predicted model, not a curated record
GCCAAGGUGUGUGGUGUUCGUGGAGGUGACGGUGGAGUCUGUGUGCUGGAGGAGGAGGUGAUGCUUCAAAAUUGUGAUCACUUUCUGGAGGCAGCGCUGCCGCUGGAAGGAUGCGAGAGACCUAGGGCGGAGGGCCUGAGGCGGCAGAUCUGAACUUGAGGAGGAUAUAACCCAAACUUUAACUACAUCAGUCCGCACCUCACGCGUGGAAGCAAAGGACGGGUUAUCUUUUAAAAUUUUUUUUUCACAAGAGAGACUCAAACUUCGGCACUUGAUCCCUUUUCCUGGAUUGCUUUGGAAGGAGACGGUUUGGUGACAACGUUGGGAACAGUGAGGACAGCGUUGUAACUCAUUUCUAAAGCGACAGUAGAUCAGACUUUUUAAAUGUUUGGGAUCCAAGAUACUUUAGGAAGAGGACCAGCUCUGAAAGAGAAAUCGCUGGGCGCCGAGAUGGAUUCGGUCAGGUCCUGGGUCCGGAAUGUCGGCGUGGUGGACGCCAACGUCGCUGCGCAGAGCGGAGUAGCCCUGUCCCGGGCCCACUUUGAGAAGCAGCCUCCUUCCAACUUGAGGAAAUCCAACUUCUUUCACUUCGUCCUGGCGCUCUACGACAGGCAGGGGCAGCCGGUGGAGAUAGAGCGCACCGCUUUCGUAGACUUUGUGGAGAACGACAAAGAACAAGGCAACGAGAAGACCAACAAUGGCACCCACUACAAGUUACAGCUCCUCUACAGCAACGGUGUCCGCACGGAGCAGGACCUGUACGUAAGGCUCAUCGACUCGGUCACCAAGCAGCCCAUAGCUUACGAGGGACAAAAUAAGAAUCCGGAAAUGUGCCGAGUUCUCCUGACACACGAAGUGAUGUGCAGUCGAUGUUGCGAAAAGAAAAGUUGUGGCAACCGAAAUGAGACUCCUUCAGACCCUGUCAUCAUCGACAGAUUCUUUUUAAAAUUUUUCCUCAAGUGCAAUCAGAAUUGUUUGAAAACAGCAGGAAACCCAAGGGACAUGAGAAGGUUUCAGGUCGUGUUGUCAACAACAGUGAACGUGGAUGGACACGUGCUGGCUGUUUCCGACAACAUGUUUGUUCACAACAACUCGAAGCACGGGCGGAGAGCGAGAAGGCUGGACCCGUCGGAAGCUACUCCAUGCAUCAAAGCCAUUAGCCCGAGUGAAGGCUGGACCACCGGAGGAGCCAUGGUCAUCAUCAUUGGGGACAACUUCUUUGAUGGCCUCCAAGUGGUGUUUGGGACUAUGCUUGUAUGGAGCGAGCUAAUAACUCCUCAUGCCAUCAGAGUGCAGACUCCUCCUCGGCACAUUCCUGGAGUAGUAGAAGUGACAUUAUCUUAUAAAUCCAAACAGUUCUGCAAAGGAGCUCCAGGGAGGUUCAUUUACACAGCAUUAAAUGAACCCACCAUAGACUAUGGCUUUCAGAGACUACAGAAAGUCAUCCCAAGGCAUCCUGGAGAUCCUGAGAGAUUAGCUAAGGAAAUGCUGUUGAAAAGAGCUGCAGAUCUGGUGGAGGCGCUCUAUGGGACACCACACAAUAACCAGGACAUCAUUUUGAAGCGCGCUGCCGACAUCGCUGAAGCCCUGUACAGUGUCCCCAGGAAUCCCAGCCAGAUCCCAGCUCUCUCCAGCUCUCCAGCUCACAGUGGCAUGAUGGGCAUCAAUUCUUACGGCGGCCAGCUUGGGGUCAGCAUCUCAGAGUCAACACAGGGAAAUAAUCAAGGAUACAUCCGCAACACAAGCAGCAUCUCUCCGCGGGGCUACUCUUCCAGCUCCACCCCUCAGCAGUCUAACUACAGCACCUCCAGUAACAGUAUGAACGGCUACAGCAACGUCCCUAUGGCCAACCUGGGUGUCCCGGGAUCUCCAGGAUUCCUAAACGGCUCCCCCACAGGCUCCCCUUACGGAAUCAUGUCAUCAAGUCCCACUGUUGGAUCUUCCAGCACGUCCUCCAUCCUCCCAUUUUCCUCUUCAGUUUUUCCUGCUGUCAAACAGAAGAGUGCCUUUGCCCCUGUCAUCAGGCCCCAAGGCUCCCCUUCGCCCGCUUGCUCCAGUGGCAAUGGAAAUGGAUUCAGAGCCAUGACCGGACUUGUCGUGCCCCCAAUGUAAAGAAGAGGAAGAAAUGCUUUCUUAUAGCACAAAACUGCUUACUCUGAUGGACCAAUAAUGAAGAAAGCACUAGGAGCUCUCUGGGGAAAGUUGUGCCCCGAGUGAACAUGAUGGACAGAUCUGGGUUUGCAAGGAGCUGCCUCUUACCUGGUCUCACGUUUCUUGUGUAGCUCUGAUGGUAACUACACAAACUGACCCUCCAGGGAACAAGGACAAAAGAUGUCAUUGACGUAGUCAGUGCUAAGAGCAGAAAUGCAAUUCUUUGUUAUGAACAUUAUGAGAACCACCUUCCUAUGUUUGUAAAAUAUUUAAGAAAAAAAAUUGGCAAACGAUUCAUGCUUA